CCAUGCCCCCCGGAUGUCUUCCUGCGUGCCCGCCCCGGGUGCCCUGCUCUGGCAGGGGCUUGGUGCGGGUGAUCUCCAGAGGCACCAUUCCAUGAUCCAUGCUUUCGGCUUCCUGAGCAGUGGCCCUGGGCCCGCUGCGUUUGCAGGGAGCGCCCGGGGCUGCCCUGGGCUGGCUCGCAGGUGGCAGCAGCGGCAGAGGGCAGGGAGCCCCCCGCAGCCCCCCGUGGCGCUGUCCUUGCGCUCUCUGGCUCCGGCUGACUCCUGCCCUGUUCUCUCCUCUCGCCGCUCGCCUUUGCCCCCGGGACGCGCUGCUGCCCGCAGGGAGAGAAAGUCCAAGAUCACAGCCUCACGCAAGCUCUUGUUGAAGAGUUUGAUGCUGGCAAAAGCCAAGGAGGAGUGGGAUCAGGAGAUCGUGGACAAGCAGGCAGAGAAGGAGAGAUACCUGUCGGAGAGGGUCACACCACUGCACACCAGUGGCCUGUCCCUCAGCCAGCUCCAGGACCUGUGCAGGGAGCUGCACGAGAAGGUGGAGAUUGUGGAUGAAGAGAGAUAUGACAUAGAAGCCAAAUGCAACCAUAACACUCGGGAGAUUAAAGACCUGAAGAUCAAAGUGCUGGACCUGCGGGGGAAGUUCAAGCGCCCUCCCCUGCGCCGCGUCCGCGUCUCUGCCGAUGCCAUGCUGAGGGCUCUGCUGGGCUCCAAGCACAAAGUGUCCAUGGACCUGAGAGCCAACCUGAAGUCUGUCAAGAAGGAGGACACGGAGAAGGAGCGGCCUGUGGAGGUGGGCGACUGGCGCAAGAACGUGGAGGCCAUGUCGGGCAUGGAGGGCAGGAAGAAGAUGUUCGAUGCUGCCAAGUCCCCCACGGGGCAGUGACAGGAGCAUCACAGGAAGAAGAAGCAUCCUCACCCCUGCUGCCUCCCCCUCCUCUGCUGCCCCUCUGUGCUCUCUGUGCCCUCACCCUGAGUCCACCACCGAGCUGGCACAUGGGGACGACUCCGCGGGGAGCUCUGAGCUCCUCCCCAUCAGCGCUGCCACCAGCCCUGCUCCUGCACACCCUGGCACAAGGCCUCCCCAGCGCCACCUGCACUGGCCAGGCUGUCUCCGAGGGGCCACUGCCCAGCCCUUCCCUCCCACCGCUGCAGGGAGGUCCUGGAGAUGGCUGCUGGUCCCCCCCGCUGCUCCAUGCUCCAGUGGGUGCAGCCUGAGCUGCACCUGCAGGGCUGCAGGGUAUUAAAGGAUGCUCUCUGGGCAGCCUCUGCGUGGGCUCCUCACUGCGGGACCACUGCCCAGGGGCAGGUUCACAGCC
This is a messenger RNA of Pogoniulus pusillus (Red-fronted tinkerbird), 1307 nucleotides long. It is a transcript of the gene TNNI1, whose product is annotated as troponin I1, slow skeletal type. The transcript has 7 exons. Gene Ontology annotation, biological process: skeletal muscle contraction; cardiac muscle contraction. The coding region runs from base 14 to 874 and encodes 286 amino acids. NCBI's taxonomy places the organism in Eukaryota, Metazoa, Chordata, Aves, Piciformes, Lybiidae. Gene Ontology annotation, cellular component: troponin complex. The record is from RefSeq and is a predicted model, not a curated record.